GGCAGAAGAGCUAGUUUUCUUGGUUAAGAACUGAAGGUCAUCAUGUCUGGAAUCAAGCGAACAAUCAAAGAAACCGACCCUGAUUAUGAGGAUGUCUCUGUGACCCUUCCGAAUAAGCAGCAUAAGGCGAUCGAGAACUCAGCUCGGGAUGCCGCGGUGCAGAAGAUCGAGACGAUCAUCAGGGAGCAGUUUGCCCUGGAGAUGAAGAAUAAGGAGCACGAGAUAGAAGUCAUUGACCAGCGACUAAUCGAAGCAAGAAGGAUGAUGGAUAAACUUCGUGCCUGCAUCGUCGCAAACUACUAUGCCUCUGCGGGGCUUUUAAAAGUUUCUGAGGGAUCAAAGACAUGUGAUCCGAUGGUUUUUAAUCAUCCUGCUAUCAAGAAAUUUUUGGAAUCGCCAUCCAGAUCAUCAUCUCCAGCCAAUCAGAGAUCGGAAACGCCAUCGGCCAAUCAUUCAGAAAGUGAUUCUUUAUCGCAGCACAAUGACUUCUUACCUGACAAGGAUAACAACAGCAACAUGGGUAUAGAGGAGAGGCUGUCACAUAACCUGGAGCAGAGGCCGAGCCGGAACCCUGGCAGGGACACAUCUAGUGUUUCUGGCUCCCAUAAAACAGAACAGCAGAAUGCUGAUCUCACGGGCGAUGAGACUUCACGACUUUUUGUCAAGAAAACGAUAGUAGUGGGCAAUGUGUCCAAAUACAUACCUCCGGAUAAGAGAGAAGAAAAUGACCAGUCAACUCAUAAGUGGAUGGUGUAUGUCCGAGGGUCUCGUAGAGAGCCCAGCAUUAAUCAUUUCGUCAAGAAAGUCUGGUUCUUCCUUCAUCCCAGCUAUAAGCCAAAUGAUCUCGUGGAAGUUAGAGAGCCUCCUUUCCACCUGACCAGAAGAGGCUGGGGUGAGUUUCCCGUCAGAGUUCAAGUUCACUUUAAGGACAGCCAGAACAAGCGGAUAGACAUCAUACAUAACCUGAAGCUGGACAGGACGUACACUGGCCUGCAGACUCUGGGAGCAGAAACGGUAGUGGAUGUUGAGCUGCAUCGGCAUUCUCUUGGAGAAGACUGCGUCUGCCCUCAGUCCUCGGAGUCAGACAUCUCUGACGCCCCUCCGUCCUUGCCUUUGACCAUCCCAGCCCCCGUGAAAGCGUCCUCACCGAUAAAGCAGUCCCACGAGCCUGUGCCUGACGUCGCAGUGGAGAGAGCAGGAUUCCCAGCUAACACCGAAGCUGAGAGACACUCUACAUUUUAUUCCUUGCCGUCUUCGUUAGAAAGAACACCCACCAAAAUCGCAACAUCCCAGAAAGUGGCCUUCUGCUCUCACGGCAAUUCAGCUUUCCAGCCCAUCGCUUCAAGCUGCAAAGUUGCGCCACACGGUCAGGGCUCGCAGCCCGAGUCCCCGGGAAAGUCCUUCCAGCCCAUCACCAUGAGCUGCAAGAUCGUCUCAGGUUCCCCAAUAUCAACCCCAAGUCCAUCACCCUUGCCUCGAACCCCAACUUCUACUCCAGUCCACGUGAAGCAAGGCCCUGCCAGCUCUGUUGCGAGCAACCCUUACGUCAUCGUGGAGAAGCCUGGGCAGGCCAUCGCCCGCACCCCCGGUACAGGAAGUCCUACAAACAAGCUCUCCACGGCAUCUCAGGUCUCCCAGGGAACAGGCUCCCCCAUUCCUAAAAUUCAUGGAAGCAGCUUCGUGACCUCUGCUGUCAAGCAGGAGGAUUCGCUGUUUGCGUCUAUGCCACCGCUGUGCCCAAUUGGGAGUCACCCUAAAGUUCAAAGCCCCAAACCUAUCACCGGAGGACUCGGCGCUUUCACAAAAGUGAUCAUCAAACAAGAGCCUGGCGAAGCUGCUCACGUGCCCACGACAGGAGCUGCUAGCCAGUCACCGCUCCCCCAGUAUGUGACAGUGAAAGGGGGUCACAUGAUAGCUGUGUCCCCUCAGAAGCAAGUGAUCACGGCUGGAGAGGGGGCGGCCCCGUCUCCAAAGAUUCAGCCCUCUAAGGUCGUUGGGGUGCCCGUGGGGUCUGCGUUACCGUCAACGGUGAAACAGGCUGUGGCGAUCAGCGGGGGCCAAAUCCUGGUGGCCAAGGCCAGCUCUUCUGUCGCCAAAGCAGUCGGUCCUAAGCAAGUCGUGACCCAAGGAGUCGCCAAGGCGAUUGUGAGCGGAGGCGGAGGGACCAUUGUUGCUCAGCCGGUGCAGGCCUUGACCAAGGCACAGGUCGCUGCCGCUGGCCCGCAGAAGAGCGGCCCCCAGGGCUCAGUAAUGGCGACGUUGCAGCUGCCAGCCACAAAUCUGGCCAACUUGGCCAGCCUGCCUCCUGGCACGAAACUCUACCUUACGACGAACAGCAAGAACCCUUCAGGAAAAGGAAAACUGCUGCUGAUCCCCCAGGGAGCCAUCCUGAGAGCCACCAACAACGCCAACCUCCAGUCCGGCUCAGCUGGCGGCAGCGGCGGCACGGGAGGAGGCGGUGGCGGAGGAGGUGGUGGUGGAGGAGGUGGCGGCGGCGGAGGAGGAGCAGGAGGAACCCCGAGCGCCGCCGGCCCUGCGGGGAUAUCCCAGCACCUGACUUACACGUCUUACAUCCUCAAGCAGACGCCCCAGGGUACAUUUUUAGUUGGCCAGCCAUCACCUCAGACAUCUGGAAAACAGCUGACGACCGGGUCAGUGGUGCAAGGAACUCUGGGAGUCGGCGCGUCUUCGGCACAAGGACAGCAGACGUUGAAAGUCAUCUCCGGACAGAAAACCACUUUGUUUACACAGGCGGCCCCUGGGGGACAAGCAUCGCUGAUGAAAAUAUCCGACAGCACCUUGAAGUCUGUGCCAGCCGCCUCCCAGCUCUCGAAGCCUGGAACCACGAUGCUGAGAGUGGCAGGAGGGGUUAUCACGCCCGCCACGUCCCCAGCCGUGGCCCUCUCAGCGAAUGGCCCUGCACAGCAGCCUGAUGGAGCAGCUUCCGGUCCCUCGUCUGCCGGAGGCUCUGUGAUGAAGACCUCGGGCCAGCAGGCGUGUGUCAGCCAGGCCACCAUGGGGACCUGCAAGGCCGCCACGCCUACUGUCGUCAGCGCCACGUCUCUGGUGUCCAGCCCAAACCCCGUCUCCGGGAAGGCCACAGUGUCAGGACUGUUAAAGAUUCACUCCAGUAACUCCAGUCCCCAGCAGGCUGUCCUGACGAUCCCCAGCCAGCUCAAACCCCUCAGCGUGAGCACUUCCGGAGGCGUGCAGACGAUCCUGAUGCCUGUGAACAAAGUGGUUCAGUCAUUUUCCGCCAGCAAAUCGCCUGCCGUUCUGCCGGUCGCUGCCCCGACGCCGGUCGUCCCCAGCUCUACACCAGCAGCUGUGGCGAAAGUGAAGACUGAGCCAGAGACAGCGGGGCCGAGCUGCCCUGCCCAGGAGAUCCCGACCGCAGUGAAGACAGAAGAGAGUUCGGAGCUGGGGAACUACGUAAUUAAGAUAGACCAUCUGGAGACAAUCCAGCAACUCCUGACAGCAGUGGUGAAGAAGAUUCCGUUAAUCACUGCCAAAAGUGACGAUGCCAGCUGUUUCUCCGCCAAGUCUGUGGAGCAGUAUUACAGCUGGAACAUUGGGAAACGGAGAGCCGCGGAGCGCUGCCACGGCUACACCCCGCCCGACCCCGAGAGUCUGAGGAGCGACGGGGACUCCAUCGAGGAUGUGCUGACCCAGAUCGACAGUGAGCCAGAGUGCCCGUCGUCGCUCUCCUCUGCCGACAACCUCUGCCGGAAGCUGGAGGACCUGCAGCAGUUUCAGAAGAGAGAGCCGGAGAAUGAGGAGGAGGUGGACAUCCUCAACCUCUCAGAGCCACUGAAGACGAACAUCAAAAAAGAGCAGGAGGAGAAACAAGAAGAAGUGAAAUUCUACUUGCCUCCAACUCCAGGGUCUGAAUUUAUCGGCGACGUCACUCAGAAGAUUGGAAUCGCCCUGCAGCCUGUGGCGCUGGACAGGGGGGUGUGUGCGUCCGUGGUCGAGGACAUGAUCUUAAAGGCCACGGAGCAGCUGGUGAGUGACAUCCUGAGGCAGGCCUUGGCAGUCGGGUACCAGGCGGCAGCUCACAACAGGAUUCCCAAAGAAAUCACAGUGAGUAACAUCCACCAGGCCAUCUGCAGCAUCCCCUUCCUGGACUUCCUCACCAACAAACACAUGGGCAUGCCGAACGAGGACCAGUGACGAACGAGGGUGCCCGGGAAGCAGGACUUGCAGCCCGCCCAGAGCCUGCGACCGUCCUGUUCGGGAAGGAGGUUGCCUGUGCGCCUCAGACCUCCGCGGCCACCGCCCCGCCCUCUAAUUCAGUGUCACACCGGAACGUUCAGCCGCAGACGAGAUCCUCUUAAAAUAGAAGUUUGUUUCCUGACUCCAGAGUGAAGCUGGGAAUAGAUGCGUGCUUCGUCAGCUCGCGUUGCCUCCCCCAAAGGGGUCUCACGGUGGGCCAGGCCACGGUCGGAGCCUUCCCUCUAGGCCUGACUCCCCAGGAGGUAGGAGGUCAAGUCUGGCAGGCUGGAGAUUCCACCCAACCUGGGGGCCGCGGUUCCAGCCAGCCCUAGCAGGUACCUGAAGAGGGACUGUGCACCUGCGCUCAGCCGCUGGCUCCUGCUCCUGCCUGCCUUUGGCCUGGAGGUCUGCACUGUCAGCCGGAGAGCUAGCUGCCGAGAGACACGAUGCUGUGCAGCCUGCCGGAG
Tupaia belangeri chinensis (Chinese tree shrew) is the source of this 4682-nucleotide messenger RNA. RefSeq names its product YEATS domain containing 2 (gene YEATS2). Gene Ontology annotation, biological process: regulation of DNA-templated transcription. The record is from RefSeq and is a predicted model, not a curated record. Lineage: Eukaryota; Metazoa; Chordata; Mammalia; Scandentia; Tupaiidae.